GCCCUGCGAUGACCUGUAUACCCUGAUGUUGCGCCAGUGAAGGAACCAUGCUGUGCUGCUGUCGACGACGGUGUUAUCGGGGAACAUAUAGGCAACUAUUGCUUUCCGCGAUAUUGCAUCAGUUCUCAUUCGUUUCACAGGUUGUUAUGAACCUCUCAGCAGUGCUUGUGCUGCGACCUUUCCAAAAGGCGGAAUCGACUUGGGAGGAGCGGACACAGAUGAGAACUCCUAGUGCACAAAAUCAGUCUCCAAAAAUCAACAUCUCAUGUCUCUAUGAAACUGCUGUUAAACUUGAAGUCGUUGUUGAUAUGGGCAUGAAAUGCUUUGAAUCAUUGCGUGGUCCCUGCUGAGGACGUCCUUCGCGAAGUUCUUGACUGUCUGGAGUGGAGAUGAUUUGCACCCACCAAUUAGCGCCUAGGAAGUCUCGGGUUGAACCGUUGAGGAGUAUGCGUCCUUUGGUGUAUCGUGCCACGCUGGAGCAAUAAGUAGCCGAAAUUGUGCGGCCUGACCCCUUGGCUUUCCAAGGUUUUCUUUCUUGCGUUGGAAACGGACUCAACAGCACUCAAGCAACACUCAGUUUUUCCAUCUUGAAGUUAGCUAUGGGACUACACUUGAAUCAAUCCCAGCGUCUAGAGUUGGUGAUUUCUAUAUCGCUGUGUUUCUUCAUUGCAGAAAUAUCUGUUGGAUUCUACACAAAAUCUCUUGCCCUCGUCGCAGAUGCCUUCCAUUACCUAAAUGAUCUAAUCGGAUUCGUCGUCGCAUUUGCUGCUUUGAAGAUCUCCGCAAAGAAAAACUCACCCCAAGACCUUUCCUUUGGCUGGCAACGCUCUCGACUCCUCGGUGCAUUUUUCAACGGCGUUUUUCUUCUCGCCUUGGGUGUCAGCAUUUUUCUACAAUCCAUCGAACGAUUUGUUUCCCUCCAGCCGCUUCUUUCCUUCACGGUCGGUCCCUACAAACUUAAUCCACGCUGGUUAUCUGCUGAUUUCUUUCUCCUUCCAGAACACGAUCACUCCCGCAAUGAGCUUCCAGGCGCCGCUGAUACACCGGUGAAUACAGAGGACGGGACAGGCCAGGUCUUUGCAGUGCACGAUAACCACCGACACAAUAAUCUCCAGCCAACAAAGAAAGGGUAUGAUCUCGGAAUGCUCGGUGUUCUGAUACAUGUGCUUGGCGACGCUGCCAAUAAUGUUGGCGUCAUCAUCUCCGCGCUCGUAAUUUGGCUCACUACAUACCCGGCUCGAUAUUACGCGGACCCAGCUGUUAGUAUGGCUAUUGCGAUUGUCAUCCUUACAACGUCGAUCCCUCUAGUGAGGAAUUCAGGCAAAAUCCUACUUGAAAGUGUCCCGAAGGGUAUCAAUCUAGGCGAUAUCCGACACGAUCUCGAAACUAUCCCGGGUGUUUUGUCCGUACACGAACUCCAUGUAUGGCAUCUUAACCAAGAGAAAGCUCUGGCAUCAGUCCACGUCGCCAUUUCCAACGAGACUGUUUCCGAUUUUGUGCAGAUAGCAAAGACCAUGAAUGAUUGUUUCCAUAGCUAUGGGAUUCAUUCUGCUACGGUGCAGCCGGAGAUGGGAUCGAUUCUGACCUCAGGGAGCGCGACGAGCGUUGACGGUCAGGACGACUGGUCGCAGUUGUGUCAGGUUAAAUGCGGUGCUUCUUGUGAAGUGCUGACCUGCUGUGGUUAGUGCUACCUACUUAUACGCAAAACAUAUCAAGGUAUAGUCGUGAAGUUUGGAUUAAAGUAUUAGAGGGGUAAUUCGUUCAGGUGAACGUUCGAUGAUGAGAUUACUUAGACGGCACCGUAUUAGUUGAGAAAAAAAUCAUCCAAGGAAGGGGACAAUCAAUCUAGCAUUUGACGUUUCAAAUGAUGCCGAACCUUCAAGUUAGACAAAAAUAAUAGUCGGAAGGAGAUUCUAGGACCCUACUACUUUAGAGCUCUAAAAAAUCCACUAGAAUUGAAGAGAUCAAGUCAGGGGUAAACAUCUAUUUAGCCCUUUGAUCCGUUAAUCCUAGGUAUUCCUAUAUUGGGAAACAAAAGAGAGAUUAAGGAAACAGAGUAGACACGG
Molecule: messenger RNA, 2066 nt
Organism: Talaromyces stipitatus ATCC 10500
Lineage: Eukaryota; Fungi; Ascomycota; Eurotiomycetes; Eurotiales; Trichocomaceae
Product: cation diffusion facilitator family metal ion transporter, putative
Exons: 8
Coding region: 600-1685 (361 amino acids)
Biological process (GO): intracellular zinc ion homeostasis; zinc ion transmembrane transport
Cellular component (GO): membrane
Molecular function (GO): zinc ion transmembrane transporter activity
Source: RefSeq, a predicted model, not a curated record